Molecule: messenger RNA, 2385 nt
Organism: Pleurotus ostreatus (oyster mushroom)
Lineage: Eukaryota; Fungi; Basidiomycota; Agaricomycetes; Agaricales; Pleurotaceae
Gene: AVL9
Product: late secretory pathway protein avl9
Exons: 15
Coding region: 1-2385 (794 amino acids)
Cellular component (GO): cytoplasm
Source: RefSeq, a predicted model, not a curated record
AUGUCCUUCUCUCUCCAGGCACCUCCUCCUCAUCGUACCGAGACGAGCGCCUUCGACGACUCCGAUGCAGAUACGGCGUCCCAACGCUCCAUUUCCCUGUCGUCGCCCGCACAUUCCCCUCGACAGUCUACAUCUUUUCCAUCUAGCACAUCUACGAAACGGGCAUCCGAGCCGCACACGCUGGACACGGACCUCAGCUCAGAAGCCGAUGAUCUGAGCUUGUACAAUCGUCGGGAGAGCCCUUCUACAUCCGUGGCGCCUUCGAUUUACGACGACACCUCCGCGCUCCCCACGUACCCUCCUUCGCUCCCCGGAGACACAGACUCCAUUGCUUCGACGUCUUCACGGAAGGCUAGGCCAGAGUCCUUGCUUAUGAACUUGUCAGCGCCGUUGGUUCUGGGAGUUGCCCUUGUUGAUUUCAAUCAUCUGGUUGGUCCCAGAAUCGAAUGGUUCAAGGGAGAGAUAUUUGAGGACGAAGAAGUAGUGAAGAUACUUCCUUUCCUAGCGUUGCCAGAUGGUGCCCAUUUGAGUGCCGAGGACUACUCCUACUUUCACCUGGUCCCGUCAGGCAGAAAGCCAACGACUGUUUUCGGCAUUUCAUGUAACCAGCAAAUUGCUGCGUCUGCGUUGCUAGUGAAGACCCCGGAUGUCACGCGCUCAACUGUCCAGAAAGCUGUCGUUGUUCUCGCUUCCAAACCCGUGUUCGGGCCCAUUCGGGAUAAACUGGGUGUAAUCACGUCAGCUCUGUUUGCUCAGAGAGAUUUCAGUCAGACGGACAUAUUGGACGACUUCCAUUCUUCCCUCGAGGCGCCGCUACGGUCACAGUUGACGGAGAGCGGGUUCUAUAUAGGUACCAACCUACGGGAACUGGUAAGGACAUUUCGACAGAAGGUUCUCAUCCUCGUCAAAGCGUUGAUGCUUCAGUCACGAGUCAUGUUCUAUGGCCAUCCAGUUGAAAGGUUAUGCACCUAUCAAUACUCACUCGUUGCUCUAUUCCCAGGCCUACUACAGACUCUCGACGACUGUGGUUCGCCACCUUUAGCCGAUCGCGCACCAACAUUGACAAGACCCAACUCACUGAAGACUUCUGAUCACAAGAGCAUGAUGGCAUAUAUGGGUUUACCGCUCGAUCUUUUUGGUAAAGACGCGAUUUUCCAGCCGUAUCUUCCGCUACAGCAGUUGGACAUGUUGAGAGAGACCAAGAGUUGGCUUUGUGGAUCAACUAAUUCCAUCGUUACUCAACAGAAGGAGGUCGAUCUCCUUGUUAAUACGGAAACGGGGAUAUUUGAAUUCAGGAAUCCGAACUUGGAGCGGGCUGUUUCCUUGACGGCGGCUGACCGCAAGUGGAUGGAUUCAAUUGUGAAGGAUGUUAAUGAGGGUUGGGACGAUGGAGACCCUAAUAAACCUGCCAGCAUACGAUUCAAAGGCAGCGACGAUUACUUGCGGAGCAAGUUCGAGGAGUAUAUUUCCGCCGCUCUGUCGUCUGUUCGAUAUGGCGACUUCAUGGCUAAAGGAGAGGGCAAUGGAGUCAUUAUAACGGGCGGCAUUGGCGAUCCAAAGGCUACUGAUGAUUUCAAUCCGCUGUGGAUAUCCGAAUUCAAGAAGACUAAUGCUUUCGAAGUGUGGGAUAGAGUCACGGAUCCUAUGUUAUUCGAUAUCAUAGAGCCCAGACAUCCAUGCAACGAGAAGCCGACGGUGGUGUCAGACCUAGGUCUACGUCUUCAAGAAGGCAUUCAGGAUCUCAAACUCGACCAGCAGCUAGCGCCCGCCCGCGACGCUGUGGCUCGAACUUUCGUUGCUGGGUCAACGGGUUUCUUCAAAGCCGUGGAAGGUGUCCGCGGACGAUGGCAACAGGGCAGUCCGAGCUCUACAUCACUUGUCGAUGAAUCCAAACAGCCUCGCGCAAGCGCAUCUAUUGACGUACCUAAGGCGGCUGAGGAGAUACAGUCACCUGAAGCCACCCCGAGACCUCCGACUAUGGCGAAACGGGCUUCCAAUGCUUCGACGAACUCCCAGUCAAGUCAGAAUUCGGCAUCGAGUACACAAUCGGAUCCGAAUGCCCCUCGAGCAUCGUUCGCGUCUUGGGGAUCCGGGCUCGGCUCGUUCAUCUCGUCGAGGACUUCGAGGUUUUCCUUUGCCCGGGCUCCUACCGAGCCUGCACCAGCGCCUGCACCAGCGCCGACCUCACCUCCCGAAGUUACGUAUCCCACACGACGCGACUCCCUACCUCAGUCUUCAUCGCCACCUCCGCCUCUUCCACCUCUCCCUGUAACUCAACCCACAAAACCCAUACUCUCUCCUCCCAAUCCGCACAAUACGUUUGAACCUACCCUCUCGCCGGUACCUGAUAUCCAGUCACCCGAUGGCAUUGGCCUCGCAUCAUGA